Messenger RNA from Boeremia exigua, 1629 nucleotides. RefSeq lists its product as uncharacterized. Bases 1 to 1629 code for a protein of 542 amino acids. Lineage: Eukaryota; Fungi; Ascomycota; Dothideomycetes; Pleosporales; Didymellaceae. The transcript is spliced from 3 exons. The record is from RefSeq and is a predicted model, not a curated record.
AUGAAACACAUCUUCUCAGCUUCCAGUCUUGCAACGUUAGUUGCGGCGGGCCCACUCGCAAUUCGCCAGAACAACUCGACUACCAAUGGUAGCGUGGACAGUUUCGCAGAUGUUCCAAUAACAAAGGAUGCACAGUGGACAACAUGUCUCGGAGGAGACUACACUUGCCUCAACCUCGAAGUUCCCCUAGAUUACGACCAGCCUGAAAUUGGAACCACAAACGUCGCUUUUCUAAGACUUGAGGCAUCUACCCAGCCUGCACUGGGAGACAUCAUUAUAAACCCGGGCGGCCCUGGAGGUAGUGGUGUCUAUACAAUUCUCAAUCCCACAGCAUGGAUCGGGCUACUUGGAACAAAGUACAACCUCAUCGGUAUGGACCCCCGUAGCGUCAACAACAGCGGCCCAAACGUCGAUCCCCUAAUCGACACACCAGCCGCACGCGACGACUACGUGCUGCGGAUGGCCGAUGAGUACGACUACAAAAGCCCGGCAGCCGUCAAUCGGGCAUGGGUCCACGCGGGUGCCUAUGGCGACUUUGCUGCGCAGAGGCUCUCCAAUGAUACGAACUACGUCAACACCCCUGCUGUCGCCCGCGAUAUGCUACGCUUCACCGAGCUGGUAGCGGAGAGUCGCGGAGAGGAUCCAGAAUCAGCCAAACUGAACUUCUUUGGUGUAUCCUACGGCUCCAUCCUCGGCACCACAUUCGCCCAACUCUUCCCCGAUCGCGUCGGCAGAAUGAUCAUCGACGGCAUCAUGGACCCCUCUGACUACUACGACGGUGCCUGGAUCCAAAGUGUCAACCAAGCCGACGAUGCCGUGCGCGGUUUUGCAUCGCACUGCUUCGAGGCCGGCAGCAAAUGUGCCUUCUAUGCCAACGACACCAACCCGGGCGCCAUCCUCCAGCGCCUCGACACCAUCCUGCGCAACCUCGAAGAAAACCCCCUGCCACACUCUGACCCAAGCCCCGGAGCUCUGCCAGCCGUGCUCACACACAUGGACCUGCGCAACCUGAUCAUGUGGGCCUCGUACAGCCCGUACGCGCGCUCCCCUGCGCUCGCCUCAGCGCUGGCAGAGCUCGAGGUUGGUGUGGGCACUACGCUCGCGGGGCUCUCCUCCAAGGGAGUAAUUCGCGCCGCGGACUGCGACGGCCCCGUGCCGGCGUACAGUCUCGUGUUGAGCAAGUUCGCCACCGCGUGCAACGAUAUGGAUGGGCGAUACAACAUCUCAUCUGCCGCUGCGUACGGCGAGUAUAUCGGCAAGUUGGAGGGGGUUUCGAGUUAUAUUGGUGGAGCGUGGGCGCGCGUUAUUACGCUGUACUGCCACAACCACCAGUUUAGUCCGCCGGCGUCGCAGAAGCUCUCGGGUAGGUCUUACAAAGAGGUUACGACAGUUAACCCCAUUCUUUUCGUCAGUAACACGAUCGAUCCUGUCACAUCAAGCUUGGACUCCAUGAUCGAGUUCUUCCCCGGUGCGGGAUCGUUCUAUCAGAACGCUGUCGGGCACGGCGUGAUUGGCACUAAGUCGAAUUGUACGUCGGAGCACUUAAUCAGGUACAUGGAGACUGGAGAGCUGCCGCCGCCGGACCUCGUAUGCGAGCCAAACACAAAGGUCUUCGAUGACGUAGUGUGA